This is a messenger RNA of Sycon ciliatum, 816 nucleotides long. RefSeq names its product riboflavin-binding protein-like. The transcript has a single exon. Lineage: Eukaryota; Metazoa; Porifera; Calcarea; Leucosolenida; Sycettidae. Gene Ontology annotation, molecular function: signaling receptor activity. The record is from RefSeq and is a predicted model, not a curated record. Gene Ontology annotation, cellular component: external side of plasma membrane. The coding region runs from base 1 to 816 and encodes 271 amino acids.
AUGGAGAAACCUUGGGUGACUCAGAAAAUGCUGAGCUUCCUUUUGCUGCUUGGCAUCGUGCUAUCAUCAUUGUGUGUAGAUCAGUCCACAGCCGAUCAUGAGCCCGAGCACACUAGUCAGCAACGCUGUCUUUCAACGAAGGGUCGUCACAAGGAGAUGCCCAGUCGCGAGACGCUGCACGAGUGCCAUGCAUUCGCGGACAACGCGUGCUGCACGCCCAACACGACUCGUCCGCUGGCGGAUAGCGACGGCACGCACAUCGACACGUACUUCUGGCCCAAGUGCGGCAAUGUGUCGGAGGAGUGCGAGGCUUACAUCCGUGCAGAGAUGUGUUUCUACUUCUGCUCACCCAACACGUACCCGUGGGCGAAGAAGAUCCCCGUCGACCAUAACGUGCACCCGGACGAUGUAGGGGAAACGUACUCCGGUGUUCCAAUCUGCGGGUCGUGGUGCGAUCGUUUCUACGCUGCAUGCCAGGACCAGCCGAUCUGUGUGACUAGCUGGUACCUUGACUGGAAUGUUACCAUGGUGAACGGUCGGAGCGAGAGUCAUUGCCGCGACGACUCCAACUGCAGCACGUUUGGCCAGCGCUUUGGCAGUGCUAUGAGCAUGUGCAACGGGAUCUUCGGCGACUCGUACGUCUACACGUCCACGGCGGAUUGUCUGGUGAUGUCGUUCAACAGCUCAACAAACCCGAAUGACGACGUCGCCGAUCGGCUGGCAAGCGGCGCCGCAUCCCACUGGAGCACGGCGCUGCUGCUUCCGAGCUCCGUGCUGGCAAUGGCCACCUCCCUGAUGCUGGCGUCGUGUAGCUAA